Drosophila serrata is the source of this 885-nucleotide messenger RNA. RefSeq lists its product as uncharacterized. NCBI's taxonomy places the organism in Eukaryota, Metazoa, Arthropoda, Insecta, Diptera, Drosophilidae. The record is from RefSeq and is a predicted model, not a curated record.
CAAGAGACAUGUGUUUUAUUUUGUGUUGAAAAUUGUGAUCAAGAACUGAAGAUUCCUAAGAGGGACUCCAUCAUGAUGAGGUUUAUGCUUGAAAACCCUGAUGUGGCUAGGGGCUUUGCUAAGGGCGAUCGUGUUGUGAUUGCCGAGAAGUGGCAGAAAUUACACCAAGAAUUAAACUCGGCAGGUCCUCCCACUAAGCACCUGCAAGCAUGGAAAAAGAUUUGGGUAAAUCGGCAAAAUUCAAUUCGUGCAAAGCUAGCAAAGGAUCCCUUUGGCGAUAAACUGUCCAGCAGUGAGAAGGCGGUGGCCAGCAUCUGUGAGUUGCACAUUUCGAAGCAGGAAGUCAAUAGGAGCCGCAGGAUCAAGACCGUCCUCAAGAAGGAGCCCCAGGACAAGAAGCCCUUUGUCAAAAAGGAGCCUCUGUCAGAGGACGAAAAGGAGAACCAUCUGAAUGAAACAGAGGACACCAAGUUCCCCUUGCCUGGAUUCUCCGCAUACUUUUCCACCCAACACGGAUCCUUACCCCUUACUUCCGACUCAAAUCUAGAGAUAGGGAAAAUUCUUCAAACUAUUGUUUCUCAGCAAGCCGAGCAUUAUCGCAAAAUAGAGGCAAUCGAAGAAAAAAAACUAGAAGUAACCAAGAAAAUUUCGGAAAAUUUUGCCAAGCUAGUCAAUAAAUAAAGAAGAAAUGGAACAAAUGGAAUAUGGAUUAUUCAAACCUGAAUAUAGGUGAAAAAGUUUGAAACUAACAGAAGUAUCUAAAGACUACAGAAAAUAAAAUAAACCUGAAUAUGGUUGUGAUCAAAGGUUUCCUUUGAAAUGAAAUAAAUUGAAUUGAAAUUGAAAUUAAAAUAAGCAUUUGGAAAGUAUAAAAAGUAAUGUACU